Messenger RNA from Tachysurus vachellii, 1086 nucleotides. RefSeq names its product kinesin-like protein KIF2C. The coding region runs from base 1 to 1086 and encodes 361 amino acids. NCBI's taxonomy places the organism in Eukaryota, Metazoa, Chordata, Actinopteri, Siluriformes, Bagridae. The record is from RefSeq and is a predicted model, not a curated record. The transcript is spliced from 11 exons. Gene Ontology annotation, biological process: microtubule-based movement. Gene Ontology annotation, molecular function: ATP binding; microtubule motor activity; microtubule binding.
AUGAACUUCCCCAACAAGCAGAUUUACCAGAUGAUUAAAAACUAUCGGGAGACUGUGGAGAAAAUUCCAUUUUCUUUAAGUGAGCCUGUCAAGUUCCCCAGAAUCUGUGUAUGUGUUCGGAAGCGACCACAGAAUAAAAAAGAAUUGGCGACAAAAGAUUUAGACGUGGUGACGAUUAAUGGAAAUCGCAACCUCAUUUUCCAUCGUAUCAAACAAAAGGUUGAUCGCACCUCGUACAUGGAAAACCGUCACUUUUAUUUUAAUUAUGUUUUCAAUGAAGAUGCCACCAACGAUUUGGUCUACAGGUUCACUGCAAAACCUCUGGUACGUUCUAUAUUCGAGGGUGGAACUGCAACAUGUUUUGCAUAUGGGCAAACGGGUAGUGGGAAGACACAUACAAUGGGUGGAGACUUGUCAGGCAAGGCUAAGAAAAGAUAUGAGGGAAUCUAUGCCCUGGCAGCACAGGAUGUGUUCGCACAUCUGGGACAGCAUUCUGCCCUGCGCUUAUAUGUGACCUUUUUUGAAAUUUACAACGACAAGGUCUUUGACUUGCUAAACGAAAAGGCAAAGCUGCGUGUACUUCAAGACAGAAAACAGCAGGUACAGGUUGUUGGCCUGCAGGAAAUACCUGUGUCAUCUGCUGACAAUAUGAUCAGGUUGAUUGAGCAGGGGAGUGCACGCAGAACAUCUGGCUGGACUUUUGCAAAUGCCCGCUCUUCCCGUUCCCACGCCAUCCUGCAGAUUAUUUUAAGGCGAAAUAAAAUGCUUCAUGGGAAGUUCUCGCUGGUGGACCUGGCAGGGGAUGAGCGGGCCACAGAUGUCAGCAAAGAUGACUGGCAGACUACAACAAAUAUAAAUCGCAGUCUUCUUGCAUUGAGGGAAUGCAUUCGAUCACUUGGGGAGAAGAGACAGCACGUUCCUUUCCGGAGGAGUAAGCUGACUCAGGUGCUCCGGGACUCCUUAAUUGGAGAAAAGUCCAGAAUGUGCAUGAUCGCCAUGAUCUCGCCGGGUUUGAGCUCUGGUGAACGCACUUUAAACACAUUGCGUUUCGCAGACAGGGUGAAGAAGCAGAACGGAAAUCUCUAA